AUGACUUCGCUAGCUGAUGAGCUGAUGAACGACCUCGACGACCUCGGGUCCGGCUCUGAACUCGACGACGAGCUCGAUGCGGCGGUUGCUGGGCCCAGCGGGACCAACGGAGGGACAGACGAGGCGAUGGCGGGGGACGAGGGCGGCGCGGACGAGGACGGCGAGGCUGAGGGCGACGCAGGAAUGGAGGACGUCCCUGCUGGAGAGGUGCACGUCCCUGAAGGAGGCAUCAAGCCGGCGGAGGAACUCGACUCGGAUGCGGUGAACCAGAUGGACUUGACGGGGGUGACAGAGGUCGGCAAGGUCGCCAAGCUGCAGAACGGGCGCAACAUGCGUGAAGUACUGCAGAAGAUCGACUACUACCGCGAACACCCCGACCCGAACCUUGCUAGCGACCCAGAGAGCAACGAGUACCAGCUCAUCGUGCAGGCCAACAACUUGAGCGUCGAGAUUGACAACGAGAUGCUGGUCGUUCACAAGUUCAUUCGCGACCACUAUCUCCCUCGCUUCCCUGAACUCGACUCUCUCGUCUCCGCCCCUUUGCCGUACUGCCGCGUCAUCCUCGCCCUCGGAAACGGACCGGAACUUCAGGGCGACAUUUCCGGCAUCCUCCCGUCGGGAUCCGUCAUGGCUGUGAAAGUCACGGCGGCGACGACGAAGGGUCAGCAGCUGGCGGACAAGGAGUGGAAUGUCGUCAAGGGCGCGUGCGACAUGAUGUUCAAGCUCGACGAGUCGAAGCGAAAGAUCCUCGAAUACGUCGAGUCGCGCAUCACCCUUCUGGCACCGAACAUCUCUGCGAUCGUCGGCACCCAGACGGCGACCAAGAUUCUCGGUAUCGCUGGCGGUCUUCACGGUCUCUGCCGCAUCCCCCAUUCCAACAUCUACCUCCUCGGCGCCGUCAAACGUGCCAACACAGGUUUCUCGACCGCCUCGCACUCGAUCGACCGCCUUCACACCGGCUUCAUCUACCAAUGUCCUCUCGUUCAGCAUACACGCGCUGAGGACCGCAUGAAGGCACAGCGCAAGGUCGGUGCCAAGGUCGCGCUCGCAGCCCGUGUCGACAUCGCGAAGAGCUCGCCUACCGGAGCGUUCGGCGAGGAGAUGAAGGGCAAGCUGGAGGCGGAGAUGGAGAGGCUGGCACGGCCGCCUCCGAAGAAGGCGACGAAGGCGCUGCCAAGGCCGGACGAGAAGAAGAAGGCGCGACGUGGUGGAAAGCGGGCUCGCAAGGCGAAGGAGGCGUACGCGAUGACGGAGCUGCGGAAACAACAGAACCGCAUCAAGUUUGGCGAAGCGGAGGAGGAGGUUGGCGCCUACGACGAUGUUGCGGGCAUGGGCAUGAUCGGGUCGUCGAGCGGCAAGGUGCGGGCGAAUGUCGCAGAGGCACGAAGCAAAGCGAAACUGUCGAAGCAGCUCAAGGGUCGACUCGGGUCGAUCAAGACGACGCCCGGUACUGCGACUUCCGGUCUCGCUACCUCUCUCGCCUUUACGCCUGUCCAAGGUCUCGAGCUGGUCGACCCGUCGAAGAUGCGCAGCAAGGUCGACGAGGCGAAUGCGAAGUGGUUUGCGGACGGAGCGUUCACUCACGUCCAGAAAGGCGGAGGCAUCGGCAAGAACGGAAUCGGGUCGUCGAAGUGA
Rhodotorula toruloides NP11 is the source of this 1635-nucleotide messenger RNA. RefSeq names its product U4/U6 small nuclear ribonucleoprotein PRP31. Bases 1 to 1635 code for a protein of 544 amino acids. The transcript is spliced from 8 exons. Lineage: Eukaryota; Fungi; Basidiomycota; Microbotryomycetes; Sporidiobolales; Sporidiobolaceae. The record is from RefSeq and is a predicted model, not a curated record. Gene Ontology annotation, cellular component: U4 snRNP; precatalytic spliceosome; U4/U6 x U5 tri-snRNP complex. Gene Ontology annotation, biological process: spliceosomal tri-snRNP complex assembly; mRNA splicing, via spliceosome.